AUGUUUCCCUUAUCUGUGUCGCCCAUCUCGGUGGGUUCGAACGUCUUUUUCGCAUUUGCCCUCUUCCUCAUCUCCGCACUUGUGUUACUUCUCCUGCGACGGUUUCUCACCCUCCGGGCCACCCCCGCGUAUUUAAUUGUCCCUAUAUUCCUAGCUCUAGCUCUGCCAGCUAGUGUUGUGCUUUUGGUCCCCAUCGAUUUAGCAUCCAGUUCGCGGGAUGGAUCCGGUCCCAAAGCAAUCUGGCUACCGGAACGAAUGGUUUUGGUCUGCUGGCGCAUUGCCUACUGGUUAAUCUUUGUUCUCACCUGGGUUAUCCUCCCAUUACUCGGUGAAUAUGUCGACUCGGGCUACCGUGAACCGAAAGGCCGGCUUAUGUACUCUCUCCGAUCGAACGCCAAAUACCAGAUGAUUGUUCUGGGAUGUGCUCUGGUAGGGUUGAUCUACGUUUCAAUCUCGAAUGGCUUCGAAUUCACAUCCAUCAAAGGUCUCGUCAUGGCAUUGGCAUAUGUGUGGGGUCUCGUCCUUGCCAUUUACCUCAUGGGUCAUGGGCUUGUUUCGAUCCCGCGCAAUCUGCUCCGAAACUCCAAUGUAAGCGGUCGGCUACGCAGACUCCAGGCCCAUGCGCCCAAGGUGCACGAUCGCCUGAUGGACUCGGUCAAUGAGUUAGCGAAUCUCAAUGGCCAGGUUUCGCAACUACAACGCCGUAAGACGGGAACCGCUCGUGACUUCCAGGAAUGGAUUGAAGAGCUUCGGGAAGGCCACGGCCAAUCCGACGUGCGCGCCCCGAUCCUCGAGUCACCCGAUACAUCCGCAACGAUACCUUCUGUCAUCACGGAACGCUAUCUGGCCGACCUUACACGGCGGCUUCAGCGUGCUCGGCAUAUGAAGACCCGAUUUGUAGACGAGUGGGAUCGGCUAGUCCAAUUAUCAGCCGAUCUGCAAGCCAUCAUUAAUUCUGCAGCUUCAAAGAAGCUGGAAUUUGCACCGGCUCCACGUCGGUCAUCCUGCAUCCCUCGUGUGAAAUUCCUCACCCCGUAUAUGCGGUACCAGCUGUAUUCCAACGUCAUUCCCUCGGUUCGGUUGGCCUUAGGUGCAUUCUUCGCAGUGGCAUCAGUCUGCAUUGUUUGGUCGGAAAUGAUCAAGUCUUUGGCGCCCCAUCUCUCUGCCGUGAGUUUGACCGUGGUGCCUCACUGGAAGGACAAUCCAGUUGGCUUUGGUGGUCAACUCACUGCCUCUGCCUGGCUAUUGUACAUGUGUUCGGCGGCUCUCGUUGGUGUCAGUGAUGUCAAGGUAUGGGGAAACCGCGCGCUUGUCCGUCGUAAUACAUAUGGUGAGAGUGCCUGCUGGUACGCCGGUCUUGUGGCUCGGUUGACAGUACCAAUUGCGUACAACUUCUUGACCUUCUUGCCAAAAGAGUUUAGGCGAACGACUACUUUCUACCAAUUCCUUGGUAAACUCAUCAACCUGACCCCCCUCGGGAAAGGCUUUGAUUUCAUCUUCCCAAUCUUCAUUCUCCUGCCUAUCUGCGCAACAAUGUUCAACCUGUACGGGCGUAUCAAAAACAUCUUCGGGUGCGGCCUUGCAGAGGACGAUGAUAUCCACGAUGUCGAAAACAACCCUGCCGGGUAUGGCAUGGGUGGCUGGCGUGAGGGUCGCGACCUCAUUGAACGGGAAUUGAAUGGCUUCGGUUCUCUGGCGGUAUCCUCCCGUGGUGGUCGCUCAACGUGGGCGUCGGAUCGUGAUGAUGAAGGUUCCCCUGGGUCAUCCAGACUGCGGCUCCCGGUUGCAGAGGGCUCCCAACCUGCCCAGAGGACAGUUGUUGCGCCUACUAUUGUAGAAGGCGAGGAUGAGGAAGACGAGGGCUUCUUCCAGUCCUUUGCGCAUCGUGUCAAAAACACAUUUGAUACUACCAGCACUCCUCGGUGGUUCCAGGGUGAGCCAUUCCGACUUCCGCGCUGGAUGUCGGGUGAUAACAAUCCCACAGAAGAAGCUUCGGCACUAUUCGGAGGUCGGGACGUGCCUGGUCGUCUGCGCCUAGGUUGA
Penicillium roqueforti is the source of this 2043-nucleotide messenger RNA. RefSeq names its product LMBR1 domain-containing protein. The transcript has 2 exons. Bases 1 to 2043 code for a protein of 680 amino acids. Gene Ontology annotation, cellular component: membrane. The record is from RefSeq and is a predicted model, not a curated record. NCBI's taxonomy places the organism in Eukaryota, Fungi, Ascomycota, Eurotiomycetes, Eurotiales, Aspergillaceae.